Molecule: messenger RNA, 951 nt
Organism: Cricetulus griseus (Chinese hamster)
Lineage: Eukaryota; Metazoa; Chordata; Mammalia; Rodentia; Cricetidae
Source: RefSeq, a predicted model, not a curated record
AUGCAAGGUCCUAAGACUCAAACACCAGACCCAGACAGAAGGGCAGCCAGUGAUGUGACCAUGGGAAUGAUCUUCUUAUCACAGACUGUGGUUGGAGUUUUGGGCAAUUCCUGUCUCCUCUACUACUAUGUGUUUCUUUACUUUACCCAAAGCAGAUUAAGGUCCACAGACUGGGUUCUGAUGCAUUUGAUUGUAGCAAAUUUCUUAACUCUCUUAUGUAAAGGAGUGCCCCAGACAAUGGCAGGUUUUGGUUGGAAAGACUUCCUCGAUGAUUCUGGAUGCAGAGGACUUUUCUAUCUCCAUAAAGUGGGCAGAAAUGUGUCCUUUAGCAGUAUCAGCUUCCUGAGUGCCUUCCAGGCCAUCACCAUCAGCCCUAAAGACUCUAAGUGGGCAGCACUUAAAUUCAAAGCUCCCAAGUAUGCUGUUUAUUGGAUAAACCUUAGUUGGAUUCUGAACCUCCUUAUAAAUACAGUUUUUCUUACAAACAUAAGUUCAAAACAGGGCAAUGAAAAUAUCACAAUGCUAAAAGACUUUGGGUACUGUUCUUCUGUUAAUCUUGGGAUAAUGGAUUUAGUUCUGCAUGUUGUAUACCUUUCAUUCCCUGAUGUUAUCUGUAUGUGGCUGAUGUUAUGGACCAGUGGCUCCAUGGUGCUCAUCCUGUACAGGCAUAAGCAGAGGAUGCAACAUAUACUCAGAGGCAAGGUCUCUCCUGCAUCCUCACCUGAGACCAGAGCUACCCAAACCAUCCUUCUAAUGGUGAGCACGUUUAUCUGCUUUUAUCUGCUCUCCUGUAUCUGUCAAAUUUGUUUGGCUCUUGUUUAUAAUCCUUCCUGGUUCCUGGUGAAUAUGUCUGUUUUGAUCUCUGGCUGUUUCCCAACUGUGAGUCCCUUUUUACUGAUGAGAAGUAACUCCUGUGUGCUGACAGUCUGCUUUAUGUGUGUCAGAAUAUAA